This is a messenger RNA of Doryrhamphus excisus (bluestripe pipefish), 7112 nucleotides long. RefSeq names its product bromodomain containing 4 (gene brd4). Lineage: Eukaryota; Metazoa; Chordata; Actinopteri; Syngnathiformes; Syngnathidae. Gene Ontology annotation, cellular component: nucleus; chromatin. The record is from RefSeq and is a predicted model, not a curated record. Gene Ontology annotation, biological process: regulation of DNA-templated transcription; chromatin remodeling.
AGUCUCUGCUGAAUGAGGAAGCAGCAGAGCCAUUUUCACUCUUGAGAAACUACACGCCGGUGGUGUGCCUGCGCGCGACAGAGCGCCAGCCCAGGGGGGGGAUCAAAGUCCUCCUGGAUUCGCUCCGCAAUUCCCACGUCGCACCGCGCUCGCCUUAGCCUACCUCCCGCUCUCCGGCUACUGGAUUUAAUUUGAAGUUGGGGCGACCCAGAAGAAGACACAAUGGAGCGAAGAGCCUUUGGCAACUGGGCCGUUGUACUACUGAGAGGGGGAUGGGGUAGAGAGAAGACCGGUUCACACAGCUAACACAGCCUGCUGGGCUGCAGGCUUCCGUGGCCUCUCCUCCUCCUCCUCUCCCGAACCCGCUCUUCCCGUCCCGGGCUGUUUCUUCUUUUCCUGGAACAGCCGCCCCCUCAAACUCCACUAGGACUACGCAAUGGAUUUACUCGUCAUGUUCUGUGGGAUUUUAGGAUACACACCAGAGCCUCUGGCUUAAAUCGGUGCUCUGGAUGACGGAAAAGGAAAAACAAACUUUCCUAUAUCUUUUUUUAACCUCUUUAGGGAUUGUGGCUCGUCUCAGUGUCGCGGAGUUUAUUUAAAUGGAUUUCAAGAUGCAUGCCAAGUCCAAUGAUUUGCUGGAUUUCCAAAAACUGGAUGCCCUUCUGGAAAAGAUUGCGCAUUCGGUCUCAGUGAAAAGAGAGUCCAGCGAAGAGUGCAAUGGGAUCAGCGGUGCUCUGUCAGUGGAGUCUGUGCCGGGGCCAAGAUUGAACUGGUGUACUGCCAACCCCGCUCCCUCUGCCCUCGCUCCAGCCCCUGCUCCGGGGCCAGAGCCCAUGCCCAACCCUGUCAGAAUGGGGGACGGCCUGGAUGCAGCGCAGAUGUCGGGCAGCAGCAGCAGCAGCAGCAGUAGUAGCAGCGGCCAGGGGCAGCACCACAUGGCAGGCAACCCCCCGCCCCCGGAAUACAACAACCCUGACAGACCUAAGCGCCAGACCAAUCAGCUGCACUACCUGCUCAAGGUGGUGGUGAAGACCCUGUGGAAGCACCAGUUUGCCUGGCCCUUCCAAGCACCCGUGGAUGCAGUCAAACUCAAUCUGCCCGACUACUACACAAUAAUAAAACAUCCUAUGGACAUGGGAACAAUUAAGAAAAGGCUUGAAAACAGCUACUACUGCAAUGCCCAAGAAUGUAUUCAAGACUUCAACAAGAUGUUUACCAACUGCUACAUGUACAAUAAGCCUUCCGAUGACAUAGUCUUAAUGGCUAAAGCCCUUGAGAAGGCUUUUCUCCAAAAGGUCGCCGAAAUGCCUCAGGAAGAAAUUGAGAUUCCGGUCAUGACAGGGAAGGGCAGGGGCCGAGGUCGAAGAGAUGCCGGUCUCAGCUUGAAACCAGGGGCUAUAAUUGAUCCUUUGUCCACAACUCCUCAAACACGGGGCCUGUCCAACCUCUCGGCGGCACCUCAGAUCAGAGCAUCGGUGCAGGGCCCGCCUUCACUACCUCCUCAGCCUUUAAUGCAGGCCCUACCGUCCCACGUUCCCCCGACGUUAGCAAGCCACGCACCGCAGCUUGGAGUACCCUACUCCUUGGGCCAACUGGAUUGCACUCUUCAAGUUCCUAUGAUGACCUCUGUGCCUCCCCCUGCUCAGACCUCCCUUCCCCCAGCAUCCAUCCAGGGCACUGCCCCCCUGCUGCAAAACCCUAUCACCAUGACCAAACAAAGAAAGAGCCAGAAACGAAAAGCAGACACUACGACACCGACAGCCAACGACCAGCUCAAUGAGUCUUCCCCGGCGGAGUCCAAGUCGGGUAAGACGCUGCCCCGGCGGGAAAGCAACCGCCCCACCAAAAUUAUCAAGAAGGAGGCGCCGGACUCGCAGCAUCAAGUAGCGAUGGGGAUGGGGAUGGGACUGAGUGGCCCGAGUAGCGGCCAUAGCCCCGUUCCACAAGAUCAGCUGGGAUACUGUUUGAGUCUGGUCAGGGAGAUGUUGUCCAAGAAACACACGACGUACGCCUGGCCCUUCUACAAGCCCGUGGACGUGGCUGCACUGGGACUGCACGAUUAUCACGACAUCAUUAAGCAUCCCAUGGACCUAAGCACCAUUAAGGCCAAGCUGGAGAACAGGCAAUACCGGGACCCCCAGGAGUUUGCUGCUGAUGUGCGGUUAAUGUUUUCCAACUGUUACAAAUAUAAUCCGCCAGACCAUGAGGUGGUGGCUAUGGCACGCAAGCUACAGGACGUGUUCGAGAUGCGCUUCGCCAAGAUGCCCGAUGAGCCAGAGACCAAGCCUCUCGCCUCCGUCCCAGCACCUCCGCUUCACCACCCGGCCCCGGUUAAACCCCAGCCUCCAAUGGGCCACGUCGCGUCUUCCUCCGACAGCUCCAGCGACUCCUCCUCUGAGUCCGAGUCUUCAACGGACGACUCUGAAGAGGAGCGAGCUCAGAGACUGGCGGAGCUCCAGGAGCAGCUGAAGGCUGUCCACGAGCAGCUGGCCGCCCUGUCCCAGCCUCAAGCCAGCAAACCAAAGAGAAAAGAGAAGGAAAAGAAAGAGAAGAAGAAAGACAAACACAAGAAGAAAGUUGGCAUGCCCGGCCUUGUCGACGAGAUCCAGGAUGCUACACCUGUUUCGCAGCUGUCUAAAAGGACCAAGUCCAGUACCAAUAACAACAAAGAGCUUCCCAAGAAGAAAUCCAGUAAAAAAGAGGGGAUGAAAAACAGCCAACCCUCCGCACUUCCGCCUGUUCUCAGCCUGGAAGACGAUUUGGCGACUCUGGCUUCCGGGGAAAAGUGCAAGCCGAUGACGUACGAGGAGAAGAGGCAGCUAAGCCUGGAUAUCAACAAGCUUCCCGGCGACAAACUCGGCCGCGUGGUGCAUAUCAUCCAGUCCAGAGAGCCCUCGCUCAAGAACUCCAACCCUGAUGAAAUUGAGAUAGACUUUGAAACGUUGAAGCCUUCCACGCUGCGGGAGCUGGAGAGAUACGUGUCCACGUGCCUUCGAAAGAAGAAGAAAGGUGGAGCGGAGAAGUCUUUGGAGUCCAUGGCGUCCUCCAAAAAGAUAGGCUCUUCCUCGGAUAGCAGUGGCUCCAGCUCAGAGAGCGAAACGGAAGCUCCAGGCAUGGUAAAGCAACAGAAGAAGAAGGCCCAGUCUGUGAAGGAGGGAAAGAAGACGCAAUCUAACGUACAGGGUGUUCCGGCUCAGACUGUGCUUCAUCCUCAUGCAGCAGCUUUUCAGCCUCAGAUGAAGCAACAUCAGCCACCCCCUGUGGACUACAUGGCUCCGCCCGUCACCGCCCUGGAGUCUUCCCAAAACUUGGAGAACAGCUUUGAGUCCCUGCCUUCUUUCGGCCAGCCCCUCAUGCAUCUUUCCCACCACACUGGCAAUUCCUCGUCCCCUGCGCCGCCUCAGCUCAGUGCUAACCCUGCCGGGCCAGUGUCGCCCGAGACGCAUCCCUUCCUCAACCAACAUCAUAUUCUCCCAUCUCCUGCCUUGCACAGUUCCCUGCCUCAGCAGCCCUCUCGGCCCAGUCACAAGGCGGCACCUCUUCAUCCCAAACCCCCCCAGCAGCAACCAGCACCUCCCCAGCAGCAGCCAGUGUUGCAGCAACAGCCGACCCUGCAGCAACAGCCAACAUUGCAGCAGCAGCAGCAGCCCACGUUGCAGCAACAUCAGCAGCUCCAAGCCCAGUCCGCAGCUCCACCGCAUCAGCUCCCCAUGCAGAUCCUUCACCCUCCUCAGCCCAUGCACCAGAGGCCCAUGUCCCCGCCGACGCUCACACCCCAGGGCUUGCUGUCUUCGCAGCCGCCCCAGAUGCUGCUCGAGGAUGACGAAGAUUCAGGAUCCGCAACGCCUAUGAACCAAGUGCAAUUGUACCUGCAGCAGUUCCAGCAAGCCCGUCAGCCCCAGCAGCCCAUGCAGUCGCUUCAGGCGCAAGCCCGUCAGCAGCAGCAGCAGUCAGGACAGUCAUCUCUGCUGCAGUCGGUUCAGGGCCAACCUCAGCUCUCAUCCCAGAAUGCACUGCCCACCCCUCAGCUUCCAAUUCAGGCGCAGACUUCGAUAGCCCCGCCGCACCAAGCCCCGGCCCAACAGUUGUCCCUCCACCAGGGUCGCCACCUGCCACAUAGUCACCCUCAGCCUCAGCAGCAGCCGCAACAGCAGCAGCAGCAGCAGCUGAGCUAUCAGCAGGUUCCUGCGCUCAUUGGUCAGCCUCAGGGGCCACCACACAAGGUGGCCAUGCCCAGCAGCAAAGCACAGCAGAUCCUUCAGCAGCAGCCCCCAGAGCAGCUGUCCCCUCGCCCGGCCAAGCCUGACGCUUUCCUCACAGGUCACCUGAGGGAUAACCCAUCCCCUCUCAUGAUGCAUUCCCCGCAACUUCCUCAGUACCCUCCAGUGUCACACCAGUCUCCCCCUCAUCAUAUGCAGCCCAAGAAGCAAAGAGCUCCCGGGAGUCAAGGAGUUCUCAAAGAGGAGAAGCUUCCUCCUUCACCGGUGAUGAGGGGAGAGCCCUUUAACCCUGCCAUGAGGCCAGAGCAUCACAAGCAUCCCGACAGCAAGCCGUCUCAGCCGGGCCUUAGUCAGCAGAGUAAGCAACAAAGACACGAUGUGAAGUCCAUGGACAGCUCUCGGCCCGUCAUUCGCUCCUCUGAGCCCAGUGGACCGCCGCCCUCCCUGCAAGACAAGGAGAAGUUCAAACAGGAAUCCAAGGCACCUAUUGCACCCAAAAAGGAUGUGAAGCUGAAGAACAUGGGUUCGUGGGCCAGCCUGGCACAGAAGUCCACGUCUACGCCCUUGUCCGCCGUCAAGUCCUCGAGCGACAGCUUCGAGCAGUUCCGCCGAGCCGCUCGUGAGAAAGAGGAGCGGGAGAAGGCCCUCAAGGCGCAGGCUGAGCAGGCGGAAAAGGACCGACUACGUCGAGAGCAGGACAAACUACGAGGUCGGGAUGACGACGACAUCCUGGAGCCGAGCAGAAAGGUGCACGAGGAACCACGCAGGCGUCUGGAGCAGCAGCAGCAGCAGCAGCAUCACCACCAUCACCACCACCAGCAGCAGCAACAACAACAACAGCAGCAGCAGCAGCAGCAGCAACACAUCCCAGUACCCCCACAGCAACCCCCACAGCAACCUGAGCCUCAGCCAGCUGUCAUCCAGCCUCCCCCACAGCCUCCAACACCGCCUCAGCCUGCCGUACAGAGUCCGCUUGACCAGCAGAGGGAGCUAGCACGGCGACGGGAGCAGGAGAGGAGGCGACGAGAAGCGAUGGCAGCAACGAUUGACAUGAAUUUCCAAAGUGACUUAAUGGCCAUCUUUGAGGAGAACCUCUUUUGAGCAGAGGAGGAGUGGAAACUUAACUGCAAAAAAAAAAAGGCCCCUCUCCCUUCAUCCCCACGCAGAAGAGGGAUGACGAAAUCUUCAUGUUGGCCGUAGAGAGCGAGGACCCACAUAUGGGCACACUCUGCUGCCUUUUAAUGUUUCGUCUGGACGACGACGACAAUGACGACGACGACGGCGUGUUGGAGGGGCGAAGGAAGCCGAGAAAAUAUGCUCUGAUUACUUCCUGAACUAAAGUGGACGACACCGCUCUCUCUAUCUCUCUUUUUUUUUAAUGUUCUGUUUGUUGGAUGUGAACACAUGAAAUGGUCAGAGUGGGGAGGCAAGGGUUCCACACUGUAAAUGAUGUAUAUUUCUCAAUAGAGAAGGUACAGUUUGCCUUACACAUCUCUCUUUAAGACCAUGCGGUUCUGUGGCCUGCACACACAUUUAAAGAACAUUUAACCACAACUACAACAUGUAGGAGCAGUACAACCUUUUACCCCCCCCCCCCUCCUCAUUUCAUCCUAUCUACUACUGUAAAGAAGUAUUUUCUUAUACUACAAUAACUAUUAUUUGUAUUCUUUCCCCUCUUUAGCUCUUUUGAACCCAUACACUCCCAUCUCUCUCUCUCACACACACAAACACACACAUCUAUGCCAAACAACCUUUUAUGCUCACUUUCCUGUCCUCCACCAUUUAUAGGUAGCUAGCGUCAAAACAAAUAUAAAAUAUAUGCAUCACCAUGAUAAUUCCAGCAAGUAUUUAAUAAUGUUUGAAGGUUUUCAUAGGUCAGGAGCGUUUAGUUAAUAUUAUUUGACGACAAAGAAAAAAACGGCGUACCUGUAUCUAACCAUCUUGUUUACUUGUUGAAAAAAACGUUCAUAUCAGCAGUCAACACUACUGGAUUUUUUAGUCACGCGUCCAUUCUAGAAGUUUCUAUCCUUGUUCUUGGUUCUAGUGGAUGUGAGUAUGUGGGGAGGGGUGGGGGUGCAUCUGGUCGAAUUCAGUCAGCUUGUCUUCUGUAUGGUGUUUUGUUUUUUUUUUUCUCCAGUGCCUGUAUUGUAUUAUUACACUCGGAAGGGGCAGGGCUAGUGUAAUACUAUUUGAAUUUCAUUUUGAAAGAGUUUGUGUUAAAUAAAAAAAAUAAAUAAAAAAAGGAAAAAAAUAGAGGAGCGAAAGGAAAAAGAACAGCUUUUUUUAUACUUGGCCCGACAUUGGGGUUUUAAAUUUAGUUUUAGCUGGACUUCUAAUGUAUGCGCUCUCUCAUUUUAGCUCCAUUUGUCUCAGCGUUACAUUAGCUUAUAUAUGUGUGGGUGUGUGAUUGUGUACAUUUGAAUGGCUGUGUGUGUGUGUUUUAUUUUUUUUUAAGUGUGUGAUGCACAGAUGCGUGCCCUGAUGCAGAGAAGCGUUCUAGUGAAGAAGUAAACUUUUUUUUUUUUGUGCUUAAGCCACCUUUUUAAUUCCCGUUGAAGUCCACCGAAUAUGAAUAUAUCACUUAUAUUGUCGAGAACAUGGCUUUGAAUGGACAAAGAACUCAACUCCUUCUUAGGUUUGGUUUCCUCCUUUUCACAAUAACUGUCAAUAACUGUGCCAUGUGUUCUAUGGAGAAUGUGCUGACUCGGCCCGAGAGUUUGAUCCAUUCAGGUAUUUUAUUUUGUGUUACAUGCGUUCAGCUGUUUUGAGGGGGUUUUGUUCAGGCAAUGUCCUCGAUUUAUUGUUUUGCUAUGUGAGAUCUCUGAGUCUGUUAUGAUCAUUGAAUAAAUUCAUCUCUUUUAUAGAAAACAAUUAAAAAAAUAAACAAAAAUU